Messenger RNA from Fundulus heteroclitus (mummichog), 4845 nucleotides. RefSeq names its product lactamase, beta-like 1b. The record is from RefSeq and is a predicted model, not a curated record. Lineage: Eukaryota; Metazoa; Chordata; Actinopteri; Cyprinodontiformes; Fundulidae. The transcript has 7 exons. Bases 71 to 1915 code for a protein of 614 amino acids.
AGUUUAAUAUUUUACUGAAUAAAUAACUGUUUGUUUUGUCUUUUUACAUAACAGCUUCUAUCCCAGCAACAUGGGCAAGGCCGGGAGUAAAGUGCUGCCGCCAACCUCGCUGGAUGGGGUUCAAACACAGACAACUCCGGUCGCGACGCCUCCGCCUGCUCCUGCAGCAGCUGCCAGUGUUACAUUCGAAGGACUCUCUAAAACCAAGAAGAUGAAGGUGAAGUGGGCCCAUCUGUGGUUGGUCUUCUUUCUACUGCUCUCUCUGGUGAUGACAGGCUGUUUCCUCUGGCAAUAUCAGCUGCCCAAACUUAAGCCAGACGAAGACAUGGGUCGCAAUGCCAAUUCAGAGAUGAUGUGUCCCCGCUUCCCUGAACCUCUCCCUUUGGAGCAUCCUAUUCCCAGUCUCAAAGAAGCAUUGGAAAAGGUGGACGUUUUGUUUCGGCAAAGCAUCAACCCUGUCAGCCUUCCUGCUUUAUCUGCCAUCGUGAUCUUGAAUGACACAGUUUUGUGGACUGGCAACUUUGGAAAGAGGAAUGCCAGUGAUCCUCUGUCAGGCCCACCCAGUGAAUAUACUAUCUACAGAAUUGCCAGUUUAUCGAAGAUUUUCCCCACGCUGAUGCUCUACAAACUGUGGGAGGAUGGAAAGAUCGCCUCCUUAGAUGACCCACUGGAAAAAUAUGUAGACAAUUUCACUAUAAAAAACCCUCUGGGAAAAACACGAGACUCUGAGUUAAAAUAUGUGACAGAUGGCCUCAUAUUUCUAGACAGCGGAGAGGUACAAAUUCGCUCCUCCUCUGUCACCCUGCGCAGGAUGGCAAGUCAGCUCUCAGGUCUGCCCAGGAGGCUCCGGGCAACAAAUUUACUCUGGAAAGGCAAAACCCAAUCGGCAAUCAAUCUAUUACAAGACGACGUCCUCGUUGCAGAUCCAGGGACCAAGUGUCACUAUAGUAACCUCGCAUUCUCUUUACUCGCUCAUGUAAUGUCUGAAAGAGUGGUCGGCGUUGACUACCAACGGUGGGUCACAGAAAACAUCUUGGAUCGAUUGGGAAUGGAAGACACCAGUUUUGAGCUGACCCCUGGGUUGCAGGGCCAGUUUGCGGUGGGAGUGUACUCCAAUGGGAAACCGGCGCCUCUCUAUGAUCUCGGCUGGUACCGGCCUUCGGGUCAGAUGUUCUCCACUCCCGCCGACAUGGCCAAACUUGCCAUGGUGCUGCUGGGUGCUUACCACCGUAAGCUGUUGGAGCCAGAUUCUCUAAAGAUCAUGUUGAACCCACUCUUUAGAUGUGAUAAGGAUUACUUCGCAAACCGUACUGGGACACCUUGGGAGGUAAAUGAGCUCAUGGGCUACGAGAUGUUGAGGAAAGAUGGUGAUCUGGACGGCUACUCUGCCACGUUCUCCCUGGUUCCCAGACUGAAGCUUGGCCUCGUGAUCCUAAUGGCGGGCAGCAGGCCCCAGAAACAGGAUGUGGUCACAAAGGCCUACAGCUAUAUUGUUCCAGCAAUCGAGAAAGCCUUCAGAGAAGCCAAGAAAAUUCUUGUUGCUCCUCCAAAUCCAGAUCCUUACGUUGGCUUUUUCACAUACAGCAACAUCACUUUCUACGAGAUCAAAGCGGGACCUGACGGAGUUCUGAUUAUGCAGCAGUUUGGUCCUCAGAUUGAAGAGCUGAUUCCAGAGAGGUACAGGACAAUAAAGCUCAAGUACCUGGUUGAGCGGGUAUUCAGAGUUGUGUUUGAUAAAGAGUACCCUUGUGUUUUGAGAGUGGGCAAGGCUUCUGUCUCUCUGGAAGCCCAAGAUGGUCAGCUGUUCAACUUCUAUGUGUUUAAUAAGCAAGGUUUGUCUCCUGGCUUUGAUGCACCGGGGCUAAACACAUACAAUGUGGUGAGAAUAGCCCGCAGACCAACCUUCACCAGCUGAGGAGCAGCAAAGACACAAAGACGAAGUCAUGCAGGGGCAUUGAAUACUGAAAGACUCACCUGAAAUAAUAGAGAACUCCAGCAGUAUCCCAUGGGGAAGAACUCUUGAAUGAGAACGGAUAACAAAGACAAGUAUUUCGCACAGAAAUUCCAUAACUUGUUGGCUGGGUGGUGUGCAUGAAUGUCGUCCUCACACUGGUCCUUUAUCACACAUCUGAGCUAAAUGCUCACACUGUGGUAAUUCGGAGCUUUUGCUCUUCCUGCCUUCAUUUAAACUGCUCUCAUCUCUUCUGUUAACAUUUCUCUAGAAAACAAACAGAAGCAGAUCAACACUUCUUAUGGUGGGUCACAUAAAAAAUGUACAUAUGUAAUUUUUUUUUCAAACAGGGUUAUUUGUAAAUAGGAUAUUAGGCUCUUGUAUUUGUAAAUAUUGUGUAUUACCAGUCUUCUUGUAACAGGUUUAUUUAUCAGUUUUAGAGGUGCUUAUUUAAAGUUAGAAACGAUGCUAUCUUAUUCGACAUUAGCACAGGACUAACCUUGCCUGCAAAUUGAAUUCUCACGGUUUUUGUGCGUUCACAAACACAAGAGACACCAUCUCGUACCGCUCCCACUUCAAUCGUUUGUGACCAAACCAAAAAUGGUUUGUGCCAAUCACGUUGCAGUUUUAUGUUUUAAGGCGGGACAUAGAGCUGUGACGAAAGCCAGAGCUGCUGUAACCACAAUCGAGCCAACUUAAACAUGACAGCGCAGGAGGGACACACACGUAGCUACUGCUAUCACACCUGUUUUGUCAGAAUCCACAAUUUCUUUGAAGAAGACCAGCAAGAAGUGCUGGAUAAAAGAUGACAGGGUAACUUAUUGUGGUUGUCUCAUUGAUACAGUGAUUGGCUAAAACCAACCUUUGGUGUUGCUUCGUCCAAUCAGCUUAGAGAAUUCUUCUGAAAUUCCCUCCUUUCCACAAAUGGGUUCAAUGGGAGCAGUUCCACAUUGAUAAUGUACAGAAUGCAGAGUGCUAUAAAUUAUCAAUCUGGCUGGCCAGGUUAGUGUAGGACCACCAGGGCUGCAGUUCUCACUGUCUGUCAGCUUGUGGUAGCUGUAACAGAGAGCAAAUUAAUUUAAUAACUUUACAAAAGCAAAAGAAAUCAGUAUUUCAUAUGGAUAAAAGAUGACAGAAAUAAAAUAAAUACAGAUGAAUUUGAAUGCGAAGGCCAGUGUUGGAUUGUACCACAGCAAAGUAACUGUAUAAAACUCCAUUCAAUAAUUGAUUCAAAGGUCACAUUAUUUUUUGUGUGAUGCAUUCCUUAAUUUCUGUCAUAUGGCAACUUUUUUGGCCGAUGGAGUGUUUUCUAUGCUGUUGGUCCUGAAGUUUCUGUUGUUUUCUGUGAUGCUGGUUGAAAUAUGGAUCAUAACGUCAAUAUUUAUUAUGUACUUUUAAGGUUGUUUUUUUUUUUUGGAAAUAAAUAUUGCCCUUGUUUCAGUUGAUGCUAACAAAAAUUUGAUUUUACUUGACAAGAUGAACUCAAUAGUGCAGACUGUGUGGGAUUGCCAGGCCUUCUCCCCCACCCUCCUCAUGUUUCACCACCUUGUGAUGGCAUAAGGAUGAAGCAACCAAACAGCAACUUUGCACCAGUGAAGGAAAAAGUGGGGUUUUAUGUGGAGUUAGCAGCAGUGUUACAAGAGAAGAACAAAAUAAAAAAUUAACAUAGCCAAACCAAAUCAUUGUCCCUGCACAAGCCAGAGUUACUCCUUCAGCACAGUUAGCUGCUUCAGAACGUUAUCAACGUCAUGUGUCAUUGCUCUGACGUUGGGAUUUUGUUUAUCAUGAAUUCAGUUGUUUUGUUUUUGUUGUGAUUUGCCAACCAAUCAUUGUUAUUGUAAGUCUGGACAGCAGUUUUCUAUGCUGGAGGACUUUGCUUUGAUUUUAGUGAUUGAUUGCAUUAAUUAAAAUAGGUUCAUCAGUGAGUAACACCCUGCCAGGGUUCAUAGGACAACAAGACUGUUAAAAAUUAAAGCAAUUAGCAUUACACAAGAGAGUCGUGUUCACUGAUUUCAUGCUUGUUCCCUGUGCCGAUUACACCUCAAUUUGCUCAUAACCUUAGAAACGUUGUCCGUCUAAUUGCUCAAGUAAAUUGUAUGUGAUCUAAUAAAGCCUGCCACUAUAUCACAGUCUGACAUUUUUCUAAUUUCCGUAAGUCCUAGGAAUUAAUAUUGAACAUUUUUAGCACUAAUAUGAUGCACUGUACUCCAUCAUCAAAUUAAAGAUUAUUUUUGUGACUUGUUGGAUGAAAAUCACCAUUUGUAAUGGUGUGAGCUGUUCUGGCACAAAGCUGAACUAACAUGUUAAUUGCUGCACUGAUUCCCUGCCACUGUUCUCACUGGUUAUUUUGAGUGAAAUGUCCAAGGAGGUUCACUCUGCCUUUACAAAAGAAAUGACCACAAAGUGCAAUCAGGAAGCCAAAUCAUACCUCUUAGUGUUACAAUACAAUCAUUUGUCAACAAUCAAAGUAAAAAUUCUAAAGUUCUUAGGCAUUACAUGUAGAACGUACAACAGCUACAUCGGAGCACCUCAGCAUUUAUUUGUGUAACUUUUAAUAAGAGGCAUUUCACAAUGGCCACAAUCAGUUUUCCUAAUCACAGAUGCAAACAGCUUACCAGUCAUUCAAAUCACAUAGAUGAUUGCCGGCCAAGCAACAAGAGACAUAACAGGAUUAAGGGACGCACACAGCACAGCAUUACAUUCUUUGUUUUCAUAUUUCUCAGAAACACAAAGGAUUUCUUUUUUUUGCUUAGCAACACACUGAUUUUUUUUUAAAUGAGCGCAAAAAUAAUCAAGUUCAGCACGUUGUCAGUCAGGUUACAGUUGAUUUUUACACCUUCACUCUGGAUUUUUCCUCAAAGCCAUACAGCAAAUACAGACGAAGUGAACGGGUA